Molecule: messenger RNA, 3494 nt
Organism: Petromyzon marinus (sea lamprey)
Lineage: Eukaryota; Metazoa; Chordata; Hyperoartia; Petromyzontiformes; Petromyzontidae
Product: B-cadherin-like
Biological process (GO): homophilic cell-cell adhesion; cell-cell adhesion mediated by cadherin; adherens junction organization
Cellular component (GO): adherens junction; catenin complex; plasma membrane
Molecular function (GO): cadherin binding; calcium ion binding; beta-catenin binding
Source: RefSeq, a predicted model, not a curated record
GUUGUUGUUGGUGGUGGUGGUGGUGAUGAUGGAUAUGCGGUAGAGUUACCUGCUAACUAACUCACCCACCGCCCUCGCCAUUGCCACCUCCUCCUUAUCCUCACCAAUCGUUAUCACCAUCAUUGAUUGGCACGGGCUACGGUGCGAGGGAUGCUGUUGUGAUGUCCCCUCUUCGUACCCCGGUGCCUGGAGUCUCUAGCCCCGUGGGUUCCUAGCGCAGUUUAACCCCCCCUCUCCAUCCCUCACCUCUCUCUUGCAUCCACCAAACCCACCACCACUCCUUAUCCUCCCCUCCCUCUCGAACUCGUCAAUUCCGUCCCUCCGUCUUUUGCCUCCCUCCCUCCUCCCUCCCAGAGCCCCGCACCGCGCCCUAGCCCCAGGGCGUCGCGGGUCGCGCCUUUUAGCGCCCCCAAAACUCUCCCCGCGCCUCACUUGGCUCGCUCCUCCCUCCAGCGCAGGUUCCCCCGUGUACUCUCUUAUAUCUCCUCUCACCAAAGGCUCAAGCUCAAAUACCGCACCGGAUCGUCGUCGUCGCUACGCGGUCGAGGCAGGCGAGGUGCCCCAGGAAUCACUCUGCACCCGGGUGGUGGUGGUGGGUGUCCGCGAAGUCCUGCGUGAAGAGUCCCACGGAGUUCCAGAGUCGCCGAGAGAGAAGGUUCCCUUUGGAGGUGGGGGAAGAGUCACUCGAAGGGAGAGAGACCAUGGCCAGAGACGCGGCGCUCCUGCGGAGGAUGGUGAUGUUAGCGGUGUUGGCGGCGAUGGCUGUGACGGUGUCUUCUCACGAGCUCCUCGCACACCUGGGCCAGGCCCGGGCCCGCAGGGAGUGGAACGCGCCGCCCAUCGCCGUAACCGAGGGGCCCACGGGCCCCUACCCCAAAUACCUCACCUCGGUGAUCACGGACAAUGAGAAGCUGAUGAAGGUGACGUACCGCAUCUCGGGCGAGGGCACCGACCUCGAGCCGCGCAACUGCUUCUCCAUCGACGAGGUCACGGGGAAGAUCUUCCAGAACAAGGAGCUGGACCGCGAGGAGCGGUGGUCCUAUAAGCUCAAUGUGCAGGCGUACGACGACAAAGGCCAGGCGCUGGAGCAGCCCCUCGAGUUCGUCAUCGUGGUGAAGGACAUCAACGAUAACGCGCCCGAGUUCUCGUCGUCCAACAUCAAGGGGUCGGUGCAGGAAGGCGUUCCCGUCGGCGCCUUCGUCAUGCAGAUAUCCGGCACCGACAGGGACCAGGCCGGCACGGACGCGAGCGCCAUCGCCUACCGCAUCGUGUCUCAGAGCCCCGCCAACGCCUUCACCGUUGACCGCAAGACCGGAGUGGUGCGCACCACCAGCUUGCUGGACCGCGAGACGGUGACCUCGUACAGCUUGGUGGUGGAGGCGUCCGACAAUAACGGCGACGGCUCGGGGUUGUCCAGCACGACGGCCGUCACGAUCGCCGUGGGGGACAUCAACGACAACCCGCCCAUCUUCUCCGAGAACAUGUUCACCGGCAAGGUGGAGGAAAACAAGAAGGAUGUGGUGAUCGGCCGCGUGAAGGUGACGGAUGCCGACCUGGUGAACACGCCAGCGUGGCGCGCGCGCUACUUCAUCGUCAGCGGCAACGAGGCCGGCAACUUCGCCAUUGAGACAGACCCCGUCACCAACGAGGGCAUCGUCAAGCUCAUCAAGCCCUUGGACUACGAGAUGACGUCAUCGCAGUCGCUGUCGAUCCGCGUAGAGAACGAGAUUGCGCUCGUUAGCGGCAGCAGCUCCUCCAGCUCCAUGAGCAUCUCGGGGGGUGGCGGCGGUGGUGGCGGCGGUGGUGGCGGCGGUGGUGGCGGCGGAGGUGGUGGCGGCGGCAGCAGCAGCAGCCACAACUCCAUGUCCAUGUUCUUGGUGGACGUGCUGGACGUGGACGAGCGGCCCGUGUUCGCGCCCAACAUGAUCCGCGUGGACCGGCUCGAGGGCCAGGCCACAGGGCAGAGCCUCGCCAAGUUCAAGGCAUCGGCACCGACCUCCGUGCCCGGGGGUGCCUCCCACGUCAUGCGGUACGGCAAGCUGAACGACCCGGCUAAUUGGCUGGAGAUCGACCCGGUGACGGGAGACAUCCGCACGCGGGCGCCGCUCGACCGCGAAUCACCCCACGUGGUGAACAACACCUACACGGCGACCUUCUCCGUCGUGGACGAGACGUCUCCGUCGGGCACGAACACGGGGACGAUCGUCAUCAAACUCGACGACAACAACGACAACGCACCGGACGUGGUGACGCGCAACGUGAGCGUGUGCGAGACGGGGCCCGACUACGUCACGGUGACGGCCAGCGACCCCGACACGGAUAUCAACGGCAAGCCCUUCACCUUCGAGCUGCCCGCCGACUCCGCGUGGACCGUCUCCGAGACCGACGGCACCUCCGCCGUCCUCAAAUACCGCUCCCAGCGCAUCCCCCGCGGCGUGCACGCCGUGCCGCUCAUGGUACGCGACCGGCUGGGCCUGGGCGAGGUGCGCAACGUCACCGUGUCGUCGUGCCCCUGCGAGCCGGGGUCCUCCGAGCCCUCCUGCGAGGCCGUCGGGGUCGCGGGGUCGCGCGCGGGGGGGCUCUCCGACGGGGCCCUGGCAGGGAUCCUCGCGGGGAUCCUGGGCUUCCUCAUGCUCGGAAUCCUGCUGCUGCUCUGCUGCUGCAAGUUUGGCAAGAAGCAGACCCUCAUCGGGAAACUCAUGGGGGAGCUUCCCAAGAGCUCCCUGUCGACCUCCACGCGCGGGGAGGAGCAGGACAAGGCACUGGGCGGGAUGCAAGGACACAGCGAGAGCGUUCCGCUCGUCACAAAAAGCUCCGGCAGUGCCAACUUCUCCUCCAGCAAGGUCACCAAGGAAAAGUUCGUGAACCAGUCCGUGACGGAGAGCAAGUUCGGGCUCAACCAGGGCCGGUCGUUCGCCAAAGGCGCCGGAGCGGCAGGGGCAGCCGCAGGGGCAGCCGCAGGGGCAGCCGCAGGGGCAGCCCUCGGGGCGGGCUUGGGGGCAGGCAUGGGGGCCGGAGCGGGCGGAGGGGCCGGAGCGAUGAGAGGCGGUGCUUACGUGGAGAGCAGUGCGGCUGGAAACAUGACCAAUGGACACAUGGGCGCCUCCCACAGCUCCGUAUCAGACACUGAGAUGGACGGCUCGGGCUACAUGGGCAAUGCGGGCGGCGGUGGCGGGAGGCCAAUCACCACGCUCGCACGUAGAUCUUGCGUCAACGGCGGUAUAGACAUGCAGCAGCAGGGUGGCUUUGCAGAUUACUUUGGGGAAACCAUGCAACACUCGGACAUGAACUUAAUGGAGAGUGGGGGACAGAUGGGCCAGGGCGGAGGAGACACAGCCUACUUCAUGACAGAGAGCCUCAAGAUCCUGGACCAGGAUGUUGCUGCUCCGGACACACUGCUCAUCUUCAACCAGGAGGGCACCAUGGGCGGCUCCCAGUUCUCCCUUGUGUGCCAAGACAUGCUGUAACGGCCCGGCUCUCCCUUCUCAUGCUGU